CACUUAAUUGGCGGUCGUUGGCGGUAAAAUUCACGUGAAAUCACAUUUUUUACUCGAAUUUAGUGGAAGAAAACAAUUUCCUAUUAGCCUAUUUUUCAUUAAAUAAUGUACAGGCGUCAAAUCUAAACAGUCCCUUCGAAAAUUACGUUAUUUAAUCGUAUAAAUGGAAACUUAAAGUAGUGUCGUCGCUACGUAUAAUGCAAUAAAUAUUUUGUUCUUAAACUGUAGUACCAUGAAAACUGUGGCUAACGCGACUCGCAUGGCUACCAAAAGGCCUUUCAGAGUAUCUAUUGAAGGCAAUAUAGGUUCUGGUAAAUCUACGUGCAUUAAUUUUUUUGACAAGUUCAACAAUGUGGAGAAACAUGCAGAGCCUCUCAAUGAAUGGCGCAACGUGAAUGGUCACAACCUACUUGGGUUGAUGUACAGUGAUCUAAAUAAGUGGAUGUUUACGUUCCAGCACUACGUAUUGCUCAGUCGGCUAAAGAUCCAAACAAGUCAACCAUCUCGCCCUGGUGUUACGGUUAAAAUGUUUGAAAGAUCAGUCCAAAACAGCAGGUUCUGUUUUGUGGAGAAUGCCCUGAAGCACGGCAACAUUCAAGAGGCAGAGUACCAUGUGCUGAGCGAAUGGUUCGACUACACCAACAGGCAUCUUGACAUCAGCUUGGAUCUCAUAGUUUACCUCAAAACAUCUCCUCAAAUAGUAUGGGAACGCAUGAUGAAACGUGGCCGUGCUGAAGAAUCCGAAAUACCUUUGGAGUACCUUCAACAGGUGCACGAAGCAUACGAAUCAUGGCUGAACUCCCCGAAUGUAGGCUGUGAGGUACUCACGAUUGACGCCAACCGAGGACUAGACGGCGUGAAGGAAGACUUGGAAAGAUACACUUACAAAAUACUCGGAGGAAACCAUACUAACUAACGGGUAUUGUAUAAUCUAGGACUUCCAAAGUUUUUAAAUUACUUGAUUAUUUUUCUAUA
Molecule: messenger RNA, 975 nt
Organism: Pectinophora gossypiella (pink bollworm)
Lineage: Eukaryota; Metazoa; Arthropoda; Insecta; Lepidoptera; Gelechiidae
Product: deoxynucleoside kinase-like
Exons: 5
Coding region: 233-916 (227 amino acids)
Biological process (GO): nucleobase-containing compound metabolic process
Cellular component (GO): cytoplasm; mitochondrion
Molecular function (GO): ATP binding; deoxynucleoside kinase activity
Source: RefSeq, a predicted model, not a curated record